AUGACCCGAUUGGAUGGCAGCCCGAUUGAUCUUCGAAAAGCUUUAGAAGAAGGACAUCGCACAUGGACUGCCAAGCUGGACGUCUUCGCAAAGGUCAGGCUUUUCGAGGGGAGCGACUCUACGCCCAGGUUCUUCCAGGUCACCAAUGUACUCCGUUUUGGUUACCUGGACGGCAGAGAGCAGGUCCAGCCAGUGACUAAAGAAAAGGACUUCCUCUUUGCCGUGGAGCACUGCAUCCAGGAAUACUCCGGACCUUGCCCCAAUGCCAUGAAGUAUGCAAAGCGGCUCUGGGAAAGAAGCGCGUACUUGGCACAGCGAGGCUUCAAUGUGGAGCAGCACGUCCUGAUGCUCGAGGCCUUCAAGCCACUCUUCGCGCACUGGCUGGCAGAGCUGACACAGAUCGCCGCGCACGCAGAAACGCUUCGCAGCAUGCUGGAGGAGCCACAGGUAGCAGCCUUCAUUUCUCGGUAG
Messenger RNA from Symbiodinium necroappetens, 471 nucleotides. The record is from the annotation of a GenBank genome assembly. NCBI's taxonomy places the organism in Eukaryota, Dinophyceae, Suessiales, Symbiodiniaceae.